Molecule: messenger RNA, 627 nt
Organism: Stylophora pistillata
Lineage: Eukaryota; Metazoa; Cnidaria; Anthozoa; Scleractinia; Pocilloporidae
Product: myosin light chain kinase, smooth muscle-like
Source: RefSeq, a predicted model, not a curated record
AUGCUAGCGCUAGCUUUGUAUUGUUUUGAUCAUUUCUUUAUUUAUAAGCGAAUCUCUCCCCAGAUCACCGAGCCUCCAAUAAACCAGACUGUUACCGAAGGAUACUCUGUCAACUUUAGUUGCCGAGCGUCAGGAAUACCAACACCAACAUUAGUCUGGGUUUUUAAUAAUAGUUACCUACCAUCUGGUAUCAAUAAAGCCGAUCAAGAAGGAGAAUCAAUCCUGGAAUUGCCACGUGUCACAAAAGAGAUGAUGGGGACUUACAUGUGUACAGCAAUAAACAAAGAAAAUACAACCAGUUCUUCGGCAACGCUGCAUGUUUAUGCAAAAGCGUCUGCUCAAGUUGUUCCAGAGACACAUCUGACACUCAAAAAGGGAGAAGUCCUCACAUUGACUUGCAAAGUCAACGAAAAAACCGUCAAGAUAACUUGGAAAAAAGAUGGAGAAUCAUUACAAGAACGAGCAGUUAUAGAUACCCGACUACAUGAGACAAAGAGUAAGCUUGUUAUUACUGAGCUUGGGGAAGAGGACAGUGGUAAAUAUUGUUGCGAAGCAACUAACAAGCUUGGAACUGUGGCUCGCUCUUCUGUGACAUUGGAUGUAAAAGGUGAACUGGUGUUACCAUAA